This is a messenger RNA of Haliotis rubra (blacklip abalone), 855 nucleotides long. RefSeq lists its product as uncharacterized. Lineage: Eukaryota; Metazoa; Mollusca; Gastropoda; Lepetellida; Haliotidae. The record is from RefSeq and is a predicted model, not a curated record. Bases 1 to 855 code for a protein of 284 amino acids. The transcript has a single exon.
AUGGACAAUGAAUUCGAAAAGAAAUCCAUUCGUGAAAACUUUCUUGAAAGGCGAAGAUGUGCAAUGCAGGUGUCAACUCUCAACGCUGCCAGCAAAGUUGUCGCUGCGGACAUGCGCAAAGGACAAAACGAAAUGCGACGGCGGCUCCAGAAAUACAGAGACAGACAAAGGGAGAUAAGCGAGAAGAAAGACGGUCCAUUGACCAUCACUAUGGAAGAAUUUCUAGAAAGACAAAUGAGACUACAGAAGUUAAAAACGUCAAUAACCUGCCGACCGCUUUCAUCACCCCUAAUUCAACGUAUGAGUAAAUUAAUAAACGAAGCAGAACUGGACAAAGAUGCUGAAGAGUUCAACAUGGACGCUUUCACGGACAGGCGGCGGGCUAAGAUUGACCUUCGACCCAGCACCGCGGUCACGUGUCCGUCUAGGCUGAGCAGCCGUGAGCAGACGAAACGUGGUGCGAGCAUAUCAACGGGCCAGAAAGAAGUUCGUUAUUACGAAGAUGAGGAAAUACGGGAUCGAGCAACCUUUUACUCACAGCUGCUGCAGCUAAGGAAAAAACAAGAACAUGACCGUUUUCAUGAAAUAUCGAGUAAGGUGGACACGUUUUGUGGAAAACACCACCACACCGAAUGUGAAGAAACGUGGCGUCCAAUGGGCGAGGCUUUACUUACGAGUACGAAAUACAACAAAUCAUGGGUAAAACCCAUUUCUCGACCUCCUGGGUCUCGACCCUUAUCUGGUAGUAACAUUGGCACCCACCGGCCCCGUAGGGUCAGCUCUGUCCCUCCCACGAGGACUGCAUGGACUGACCAUUACACGAUACCUAAACUGCGAUCAGAGUAUGAAUACUAG